CUUCACAGGAUGUUCAAGGAUCUCCAGUGUUCCAUGAUUUUCGAAAAGAAAUCAGAAAUCAAGGAUUUCUUUUCUCCUAGUCUACCUUGUUUCAUUGCGGCCUCCAGUGCCACCUCGGGUACAACCUCAAAAAUGUUCGCAAAGUAUCGUCACCUCCCUGGGAUAUCCUAUGGCCAGCUACUGAAAUUCACAGUCACCGUGAACGACCGGAGUGUGCCAUCGGGGUUGGGAUAUAUUGUUGAGCAAAAUCGCAGAUCCAGACGAGCACCUCGCUGUGAAGCGAUUGGUUGACGAACUAUGUGCUUCGAACGUAAAUGUUGAGCGUAGCUAAGAGCGACAUGUUGGAGAUAUGAGAGAAACAAGCGU
This is a messenger RNA of Serpula lacrymans var. lacrymans S7.9, 366 nucleotides long. RefSeq lists its product as uncharacterized. The record is from RefSeq and is a predicted model, not a curated record. Lineage: Eukaryota; Fungi; Basidiomycota; Agaricomycetes; Boletales; Serpulaceae. The transcript is spliced from 3 exons. Bases 10 to 291 code for a protein of 93 amino acids.